This is a messenger RNA of Spirodela intermedia, 8739 nucleotides long. The record is from the annotation of a GenBank genome assembly. Lineage: Eukaryota; Viridiplantae; Streptophyta; Magnoliopsida; Alismatales; Araceae.
AUGAGGGUGAAGAAGCAGAAGCGCAAUCGGAAGGUGGUGAAAUUCUUCUCGGCGUGUUUCGGGUUCAGGGAGCCGUUCAAGGUCCUGUGCGACGGUACCUUCAUCCAUCACCUCCUCCUCCACGGUCUUGUUCCCGCCGAUGACGCCCUUGCGAAGCUUCUCGGUGCCCGUGUCACCCUGUUCUCGUCCAGGUUUCAUAUCCCUGCGCUCCCAUUCCUCAACUCCGGUCGGUUACCUAUGAUCGAGUUCUGUCUCCAUGGGGUCUUUCACUUUAUGUAGGUGCAUCACUGCAGAGCUCAGGAGCCUCGGCGAUUCUCACAUGGAAUCUCUUGAAGCAUCGCAGCAACUAAUCGCUGCCAGGUCAUCCUCCACCCGUUGUCUAAGUGUUCUUCUCCAUCUGAUUUUCGUAGACGGCUUCGCUUGAACCUCUUCAGUCUGGCCGCCCAUGCUGCAGCUGCGACCAUGAGAAGAGAGUGAAUGCGGCGGCGUGCGUAGAAUCGAUAAUCGCGGAAGGCAACGGUAAACAUUUUUUCGUUGCUACUCAAGACAUCGAGCUGCGUAGAAAGCUAAGAGAGGUGACAUUACCCCUUCCUUCUCUGUUCUAGUUUGUAAUGGCAUGUGCUGCGAUGUGGUAUACUUUAGAACGGAGCAGAGGUUUCGUAUACCUUCUGGCUACAAGCAUGGUUUGCGAAACAACAUCCGUUCCAAUGGUUCUCUCAUCUUAAUAGUUUCUUUCCCAGAUUCUUUUUUACAAUUUUUUAGGAUCCUUAUGAGAUUCAAUUAAGCAUGAGUUCAGACUGUGACAACGAUCACGUGGUCUCUUAUUACUUAUUUCUGAUAAAUGUUUGGACAAGCUUGGCUCUAUGCGAGGCAGAUGCGUACAUCUCUCUCUCCAAUUUGUUGCCCAUCUCAACUGCCGACAAGUUGGGAAAAUCAAUAUGACCCUUAUUCGUUCUAGCCUUCAGACUAGUUGCAGCCUUCAGACUAGUUGCAGCCUUCCUGUUGUAGGGUUUCCAGUUCUUCUUGCUUCCAUCUUGUGAGUUUUGCAGUGGAGGUGAGGAUUUACAUUUGCCUCUACAUUGCCUGCGAGCUAAAUAAAAGAGGAAACAUGGUAUUUUGGGGGAAGCAUGAUAUUCUAGGGGUACCAGAAAUGAAAUGAAAUCUUCCGAUCUGUGUAUCUUUAAGAACUAAGCCUUCUGAUUUGUGUAUUUUUGUGAGUUUUUUUCCUGCUGUGAUGCCUCAUCUUAGUCGUCUAUCAAGCAUGUUUAGCGAGCAAUUAUCAGUUGAAAAACUCUCAUAAUAAUAAAAUUAUGAAUAGUGUAUUUAUGAGGAUAGAUUUCCGACGUGUUGAAGGCUUUGAGUAUAGAUUGCCAGACGGGAUAGGUGCUGAAUUAUCUAAUGAUAUUUCAGAUGCUUACAAUUGGGGCACGUUGACGUCUACAGCCUUAAUAAGGACUGUAAAUUUCGGAAGGUGUUGAGACUUUGAUUGACUUCUCAUUAAGGAUGUUAAAUGGCAGGUGCAUUGGGUGAUGUACAAUCAGGCCUAAUGUUUCUGCCUAUUAAUUUGUUUAAUGCUCUAGACCGUGUGUUAUCUCGACUACAUGGUAUCAAAGCCAUUCUAAGGUUUUAAACCUUAUUUUCAGCACCAUCACAGUUGACACUGCUUUGUCGGCGUUCUCUCCAUUGUCUGCUGGAGUUAUAGGCGCUGUACACUUCCGGCAAGGGAUCUUCUCCUUAGCUAUGUUUCUUUCAGGGCGAAUCUAGGUGUGAUCGCUCCAUUUCUUUGCUUCCGCACUGAUCUACUGGUCUGUUACGGUUCUUGGACCAUUUUUUCUUGUCUCUAUUGAGAUUUGUUCACAAAUUUGAUUUUUUCGUGAAUUUGAACAUCCUCUUUAAAUGGAGAAUGUGGGAGACAAUUCUUCAUCAUCUGUGGGGGAUCCAACCUCCACAAGGGAAGUUAAUCUUGGUCCAAGAUUACUCAUAGAACUUCCUGCAAUGCCUGCAAAGUUCAAAUUGACUGGAUACAAUUUGAUUCAAUGGUCAGAAUAUGUUUGAGAGGUAUUGACUGGAAGAAGGAUGUUACAUCAUCUGAUUGAGGGGAAACCGGAUCCAUUGUCUCGAGAAUUUCGUAGAUGGAGAGAAGAAGAUGCAUUAAUCAAAACCUGGCUUUGGGGAACAAUGAUUUCCCAAAUUAGUUGAGAUUUUUUCUUUCUAUCUACAGUCAAAGAUAUGUAGGAAAUAGUUCACACGAAAUUCUCACAAAGAAAUAAUGAGGCACAUUUAUAUGAACUUGAGACAAAAUCCAUGUCCACAAUUCAAGGAAAUAAAUCUGUGAUGGAAUAUACAGGAGAAUUGAAAAAUUUAUGACAAGAAAUCGAUUAUUAUCUCAACAUUGAUAGAGAAAAACCUGCAGAAAUUGUUGUCCUACGACAUUUUAUAGAACAAAGAAGAGUGUUUAAUUUUUUGGCUGGACUUAAUUCUGUUUUUGAUCAAGUUAGACAAUAGAUGUUGAGUCGUGAAAGGAAAUUUGAUUUGGAUGAAGCUAUUUCCAUCAUUUUAAAUGAAGAAAGUCGUCAGAAAUUAAUGUUGUCAGUGCCUGAAGUUGACAAUAUUGCAUUUAUGAUUAAGCAGGGAGGAAUUAUGAAGAAAGCCUCAGAUCAAGCUAAACAGCCCCAGCAUGGCCAAGGAAGAAAUCAGAAGACUGAUUUUCGUGAUAAUCUGUGGUGUACAUAUUGCAGGAAAGCUCGUCACACUAGAGACAGAUGUUAUAAAUUACAUGGUAAACCACAAAAUUUUGGCACUGAAAAAUAUGGCAGUCAAUCACAUUUGGCAGCAGGAUUACCAACUAGUCAGUCUUUAGAUUUCCAAAUCAGUCAACAUUCUUCUUCUCCUCAAAUUGAGGAUAUAGAGCGACUUCGAAUUGAGUUAGAAAAAUUGAAGUCGAUAGUGACACAAUUCUCAUCAAUUCAACCUGGUAUGUUUCACCACUCUCUUGGAGUUAGAGGUUCUUCUAGAGAUAUUUUUAAUAAUUGGGUAGUGGACUCAGGAGCAACGGACCACAUGACCAACUCCUCCAGCCUUUUCACCAAAUACAACCCCUAUCCUAAUGAUAGAGAAGUGACUACUAUAGACGGAUCCUUUCUAACCGUCGCAGGUGUAGGAGACAUUAGACUUGAACCUCUAGGGGUUCUUAUUAAUGUUCUUCAUGUCCCUAAGUUAUUUACAAACCUCAUUUCAGUUAAAAAACUUGUUAGAGACUUACCUUAUCGUGUCUUUUUGAUGAAGAUGCAUGUGUCAUAUUUGAUAAGGUACAUCAUCGGAGGAUUGGAGUUGCUAGAGAGCAUGAAAGUCUUUAUCUUCUAGAAGGACUGAGCCAAACACAUCUAGUGGAAGCAGAUCAAUCUCUAGAACCUCUAGAAGAUGUCCUUAAGAUACGAUUACUUCACCAACAGAUGGGUCAUCCAUCCUUUAGCACUUUGAAAAUAGUUUUUCCUACUUUGUUUCGAAAGGUGUCAUUGGACACUCUUAAAUGUAGUGUGUGUGAACUUUCUAAACACACACGUACUUCAUUUCAAUCUCAAGGGGAAAGGAGUGAUGUUCCUUUCUUCCUAAUUCAUAGUGACAUUUUGGGACCAUGUCCCAUUAAUGACAUUCGUGGUAAUAAAUGGUUUGCCACUUUCAUUAAUGAUUGGACAAGAUGUAUGUGGGUCUUCCUUUUCAAACAAAAAUCUGAUGUGCAUGAUGUUCUGAAUUUUUUUUGUGCCAUGAUAAAAAAUCAGUUUGGCACUAGUAUUAAAAAAUUUAGAUCUGAUAAUGGUAAAGAGUAUUUUAGCCAAAAUAUGAAUUUAUACUUCCAAACAUAGGGCAUCAUACAUGAGUCUUCUUGUGCCUAUACCCCACAGCAAAAUGGUUUAGCUGAAAGAAAAAAUCGUCAUCUUUUAGAAGUCACUUGAUCAAUUUUAUUUCAGCAUCAUGUACCUAAAGUUUUUUGGGGGGAGGCUGUUCUAACAGCCACAUACCUCAUCAAGCGACUACCAUCUAGAACCUUAGGCUUCCUCAGCCCGUUAGAUUCAUCAGCCAAGUUUUUUCCAGACCAUCAACUUAGAACCUAAGACAUUUGGUUGUGUCUCUUUUGUUCAUGUUCAUAAUCAAAUCAAAGGCAAACUAGAACUAAGAUCACUUAAAUGUGUAUUUCUUGGUUAUGCUACCAAUCAAAAGGGGUACAAAUGUUACCACCCUCCUUCUAGAAUUUUUUUUAUUUCAUUAGAUGUUACAUUUCAUGAAUCUGAUUCUUAUUUUAAAGAAUCUCCAUCCAGUGAUCAACAUCUAUUUUCUACAGCUCAUAUGGAUCAACAUGUAGAUUCUUCACUCUCGUCUUCAGCUGGUAACCUGUUCAUUCCCAUUUCAGUCCCUGAAAUACCUAGUCCUAUAUUGAAUUCGCUUCCUGAAAACCUAAGGUUUGGCAAGGUUUAUUCUAGGCAACGGGAAAUUCACGAUUCACCAAAAUUCCAAGAUUCUGAUUUGACCUUAGAAAAUAUACAGCAAUUAACAUCUCCUUCAUUUGAUGAUCCUACCGUCCUAUCUCAUGAUUCACUUCCCAUUGCCCUGUGCAAACUUAUAAGGGAGUGUACAAAAACACCCUUGUACCUAGCUGCCAAUUUUUUGUCUUAUCAGAAACUUUCCUCACCCUAUCAAUCAUUCCUUGCAUCUUUAGACACCACUACCAUUCCAAAAAAAUUCUCGGAGGCUCUAUCCAAUCCUAAGUGAAAACAAGCCAUAGAUGAUGAGAUGAGAGCUCUUGCAAAAAAAUCAGACAUGGGAUCUAGUGGAAUUACCACGAGAUAAGAAGAUUGUUGGUUGCCAAUGGGUGUACACAGUAAAAUAUAAAUCGGAUGAUUCGAUUGAGAGGUAUAAAGCCUGGCUGGUGGCUAAGGGUCAUACACAAGUAUAUGGAAUAGAUUAUCAAUAAACUUUUGCACCAGUGGCUAAAAUAAAUACAGUUCAUUUUUUACUAUCCUUAGCAGCAGUUUUCAGCUGGAAUAUUCAACAAUUUGAUGUUAAAAAUGUAUUAUUGCCUGGUGAUUCGGUUGAAGAAGUCUACAUGACUCUUCCACCAGGAUAUGAAGGUAAUCAUUCAUCUAAUCUUGUUUGCAAGUUAAAGAAAUCCCUUUAUGGCCUCAAACAGUCUCCACAUGCAUGGUUUCGAAGGUUUACAGUAGCCAUGAAGAAACUGGAUUACAACCAAAGUAAUGCUGAUCACACAUUAUUUUUUAAACACUCUUCUUCAGGGGGAGUUAUAUUUCUAUUAGUUUAUGUUGAUGAUAUUAUCAUCACAGGAAAUGAUGAAGGGGAGAUCCAAAACUUGAGCAAUUGUUUGACCCAAGAGUUUGAUGUCAAGACUUUGGGACGUCCCAAGUAUUUUUUUGGAAUCGAAGUGGCACAUUCUUCUAAAGGCAUUUUUAUUUCUCAACGAAAGUACAUAACAAAUCUGUUAGCUGAAACAAGGAAAUCUGCGUGUAAACCAGCCAAUACACCUAUUGAUCCAAACCAGAAAUUGUGUAUGGCAGAUGAAGAAAUUUCUAUUGACCGUGAGAUGUAUCAACAUCUCAUUGGCCGACUACUUUAUCUAAUACACACUCGACCGGAUAUCUCAUAUGUAGUGAGUAUAUUGAGCCAAUUUAUGCAUCAACCUAAAGAGUGUCAUUUACAUGCUGCCUACCGAGUGCUACAUUAUUUGAAAGGCACACCAGGAAAAGGGGUUCUUUUUAAACGAAGUGGAAAGGUAGAGUUUGAGAUGUUUACAGAUGUUGAUUAUGCAGGCUCAACGAUUGAUCGAAGGUCAACCUCCGGUCAUCUUACUUUUGUUGGUGGCAAACUUGUCACUUGGAGGAGUAAAAAAACAGAAUGUAGUUGCUUGGUCAAGUGCUGAGGCUGAGCUUAGGGCACUUGCCCAAGGAAUAUGUGAGUUACUUUGGGUCAAGAACUUACUUGAUGAGUUACAAGUUUCUUUCUUCAGUCGUAUGAAGAUUGAUCUAGUGCACAACCCAGUACAGCAUGACCAUACCAAACAUGUGGAGAUUGAUCGCCAUUUCAUCAAAGAGAAACUUGAGGCCAAUGUGAUUUGUAUAUCAUACAUUUCAACAAAUAAUCAGUUGGCAGACAUGCUUACUAAAGACAUCUCGGGGACACAACUGCAGAAGAUUAUUCCCAAGCUGGGAAUGGACGACAUCCAUUCACCAACUUGAGGGGGAGUGUUGUCGAGAUGUACUUAAUACCAUGUAUACCUUACAUGUUUACAUAUAUGUCCUCAUGUAUCUUUCAUUUCGUGUUACAUUAGUAUGUCUAGAACCUUCUAGGGAUCUGGUAUAAAUACUGGAUCCCGCUCUUCUUGUAAACAGUUUUUUGAUCAAUAAAGUUAGAGUUCUUCUUCCACGAGUGCUGGGCGCCUAUCAGAGCUCCAGACCGUGUUAUCUCGACUACAAGUUUAUUGAAUUCCUAACUUAAUAGCUGUGAGGUUGGAAGCAUACAUUAUUUUUUUCUUGCUUAUUCAUAUUUAAGCGUUCGGGGGAUCCAGAAGAUGAACGUGGAUGCCUUAUUCCCUGUUAGAGGAAAAACCCUUUGGUUAUCUGCUAGAUGAGAAGAUAGCACUGUUUGAGUCUGACAUUUCAGUUAAAAAUGUAUUAACAUUUAAUUUUUUGUUUUACUCUCUGAAAUAGAUACGUGGUGUUCCUGUCAUCUACGGAUUGAAAAAUUCUCUGUUUAUUGAACAACCGUCUAUGACACAACGGGAGUUUGUCAAAUUAUCUGAAGAGGAACGGUUGCAUGCAAGUGAAUCAGAAAUACGAAUUUUAAAGAAAAAAGAAGGAAAGGAUGAGUUGCCGGAGCAAGCUUUGACAGACUGUGAUACUGCUCGUGAUGCCUUCGGGGGUAUAGAUGUAAAUCAGAAUACAAGACUUCGAACGGCUAAGAAAAAGUUGGAUUCUGCGGAGAAGAGCAAGUUCAAGAGAAAGAGAGCAAAGGUUGGAAAUUUAUUUCGUAGAUUGUAGCAGCUUUAUAGCUCUAUUAUUUUUUUUAAUGGUAUUUGUGACAUUGGGCUUUAUGAUUUGAACUAAAUAUAUGUUUACCGUUCUACUUUUCACGUAAUAUUUAAUUAAUGUCGAGAGGAAUUCGUCUGUAUACCUCACAAUCUGCUUGAAAAAGGAUUCUACAUCGGAAAUAGGCAUACUUGACUCGGCAGGUCAUGAGUUGAAUUAAUUUCCGGGCACAUCUUUGAAAGCCAUCACAGCCUAGAUACCGAGACUACCUGCCUAGACAUUUUGGACAGGUUGCAUGCCACAAAAAAAAAUAGGCUACCGAAGAGAUUAGUAUGUAGUUUCAGGGUAUCUCAGAUGCCACUACACUCCACUCCACUUUAAGAAUGAAGAGGAUGCUUUAGUUAGUCUUUCAUUUUGAGCCAUGUAGUCAGAAACUUCAAAUGUCUUUUGCGAUAAAAGACAUGAUCAGAGCAAACAUGUACAUCAUAUAUUUGUGAUUGUGGUUUUUAGGUUUUGAAGAGAGAUUAUUUACCUGGCAAUGAGGGUCGCUCUCCUUGUUACCCUCGCUGCUCAGGUUGGCAGUAGUAUACACCCUGGCGUUUCCUAGGCAUAUUGCAAACAGAAAGACACCUGCGAUGGAGAUUUGUUGAAUUCAUUGUGACAUGCAGUGGACUGGGUUUCAGUUUCUUGUCUGGCUGAGGCGUUUCUGGGUGCAAAUCUGUAGGGUACUCAAUUCAUUUCGGUCGUAAUCUGCCUCAGUUAAUGAUAUCUAUACCUGAAAACAAGGAUCAGCGCAGCAUAAUAUUUUCCAGGGCCGUUUGCACUGGAAAUAAUCGAGAAAAUAAAAGAGCGUUUGAUGUUCUUUAACAUCUAAAACCAGAAUGAGGGCUCCGCAGGUGUUUUUCUUUAUAUUGUCAAAAACACAAAACAGGCUAAAGAAAGGAUUUGGUAUCUGUGCUGUUGCGUUGGGCAUCAGAUUCUGACUGUAUCUUGCCUUCGCGAAGAAUCUUUAUUUAUCUGGAAGGUUUUUAGACUUGUGUAGAAAUUCUUAUCACAUGUUCGAUUUGGAUCGGCUUACAUUAUGUAGAAAUAUGCUCAUCAUGAUGUAUCAUAACAAUUUUCUCUUUAUUUCUGGAAACAUCCCCUAAAAUUCCAUCUCCAAUUCUUCAAUAAUCUAUGCAGGGACCGAACCCUCUUUCCUGCAAGAAGAAGAAACCCAAAGAGAGCUUUGUAGCCGGGUCCAAUCAGGUGACCUUAUUUUGCUGUUGAAUAUGACUUUUUACUCGUGCUAGUUGGUUCUUUUGUUCUGCAUCUGAAUCUCCAUGUAUCCCUCUCAGCCUUUCUGCAUGUACAUCCAAGCAUGCACAUAAUAUAUGUUCCCUGCCAUUUAUUCUGUCUCAUUGCAUUCUUUGUUUGAUUCUUGAUAGGCAUAGAUAUGCAGACACUGACGUAUUUUGGCCGAGGAAUCUCUCAUUCAUCAUGGCUUUCAUUAUUCUAUGCCUUCCUCGUUUCUUUUUUUCUAUGUAUGCCAUCAUGUUUUUAGUUGGCAUAAACCAACACUCCUAAAGUUGAAUAAUCACCUGACUCUUCUUUCAUUCAAUCGCUGUUGGACUGCAUGAUCCAGGAGGGAGGAGUCGAGCACUCCAGAAAGAGAAAGAGAAGUAGAAGGAAGGACCCAAGACCAGAACAAAGCUCAGGGAGCUAA